This is a messenger RNA of Scatophagus argus, 1862 nucleotides long. RefSeq names its product mitochondrial chaperone BCS1 (gene bcs1l). Gene Ontology annotation, biological process: protein insertion into mitochondrial inner membrane from matrix; mitochondrial respiratory chain complex III assembly. The transcript has 7 exons. Gene Ontology annotation, molecular function: ATP binding; ATP hydrolysis activity. NCBI's taxonomy places the organism in Eukaryota, Metazoa, Chordata, Actinopteri, Scatophagidae. The coding region runs from base 440 to 1702 and encodes 420 amino acids. The record is from RefSeq and is a predicted model, not a curated record. Gene Ontology annotation, cellular component: mitochondrial inner membrane.
CGAGUGGUCGGGAUGAUAUUUUCCACACACAGGAAGUGCAGUAGAGGUCGCUGUCACUGCAUAGCAUCCAUACAUUGCACACAUGGGGAGUUUAGUCGGCUGAACAGCGCUGUUUUCAAAGAAACUGUCAGUGCUUAUUUGUAGUGGAAACUACGAUAGUCUCCAAGAUAGCCGUAUGAAAUGAAAACAGAGAAAGCAAGUCUGUGGGAUAUCAGCUAAUUAUAUCACAUGACUGGAUGAAUCUUUAGAAACCAUCUGUUAUUAGAUUCACAACAGCACGUUUUUGGAUCGACGGACGUCGUAUGUUUUUUCAAGUCUAUUUUCUGGACUUCGGCGCAGAUUAAAUGAGUUUACACCUUGUGUGUACCUCCGCGGACCAACAAUGUGUUAGAACAGCUGUGUAGCGUAAUUCCACUCAGGGCGUGCAGAUAAAAGCAACAUGCCCCUGUCGGACUUUCUGGACAGCCUGAAGGACAACCCGUACUUUGGGGCCGGGUUUGGACUGGUUGGCGUUGGGACAGCGUUGGCAGUGGCCAGGAAAGGUGCGCAGGUGGGGAUGGUCUUCUUCCGCCGGCACUACAUGAUCACUCUGGAGGUCCCUAGCAGGGAUAAGAGCUACCACUGGCUCCUGAGCUGGAUCACCAAGCACGCCAGGCACACUCAGCACCUGAGCGUGGAGACCUCCUACCUGGCCCAUGAGAGUGGACGUGUUCACACACAGUUUGACUUCCACCCAAGCCCCGGGAAUCACAUCAUCUGGUAUGGGAGGAAGUGGAUCAGGGUUGAGCGGACCAGAGAGAAGCAGAUGGUGGAUCUGCACACUGGAACCCCAUGGGAGUCUGUAACCUUCACCGCUUUAGGCAGAGACCGACAGAUUUUCUUUAAUAUCUUACAAGAAGCGAGAGAAUUGGCCCUGAAGCAGGAGGAGGGACGUACGGUGAUGUACACAGCGAUGGGUGCUGAGUGGAGGCCCUUUGGGUUUCCACGGCGACGCAGACCCCUCAGCUCUGUGGUCCUGGAAGCGGGUGUGGGUGAAAGGAUUGUGGACGAUGUGAAGGAGUUCAUUGGAAACCCCAAGUGGUACACAGACAGAGGCAUCCCCUACAGAAGAGGGUAUCUGCUGUAUGGCCCUCCAGGAUGUGGAAAAAGCAGCUUUAUCACGGCACUGGCGGGCGAGCUGGGCUACAGCAUCUGUCUAAUGAGUCUGAGUGACCGAUCCCUUUCGGAUGACCGUCUGAACCACCUCCUGAGUGUGGCGCCACAGCAAAGCAUCAUACUGUUGGAGGAUGUGGAUGCAGCGUUUGUCAGCCGAGACCUGCUUCCCACAGAGAACCCUCUGGCCUACCAGGGAAUGGGAAGACUGACUUUUAGUGGCCUGCUCAACUCUCUGGACGGAGUGGCUUCAUCUGAGGCCAGAAUAGUUUUCAUGACCACCAACUUCAUUGACAGGUUAGACGCAGCGCUGAUCCGACCCGGCCGUGUCGACCUGAAGCAGUACAUUGGUUAUUGCUCUCACUGGCAGCUCUCACACAUGUUCCGGCGGUUCUACCCUGACGAGCCUGCCUCAGAGGGAGAGCGGUUCGCGGAGCGUGCGCUGGCCACACACUCGGAGAUCAGCGCUGCUCAGGUCCAAGGACACUUUCUGCUGCACAAGAUGGACCCUGCAGGAUCUAUAGACAAUGUUGCCCAAAUGAAAGAAUGACAGGAGUGGAAGGCGUUUGGAGAUUCAUUGCUGAAUGAAGAGAAACAUUUGUCAUUUUUACACUUCCUGUUUAAGUUAUGGUAUGACAUGUGCAUCGAUGCCACAGACUGUAUAUGCCGUUUAUGGUUGAUACCAAAUAAAUCAAUUUCUGGUCAGUGCA